AAUCAUCUCUGAAUCGCCCAAUUUCCGCCGUUUCCCUGGCUUGCUCUCUCCUCAUGGGUUGCAAGCAAAGCCGGGAGAGUGCAGAAAACUAUGCCAACGAACUACCAGAGGCCAAGAAGGAGUCGAGCCUUUUGCUGCCCGAGGACGACUAUGUGCCCUCGAUCUGCGGCCUCCGUGGCGGUGACUUCGCCGUGGCCGGCGGGGAAGGCUGGUUGUACAUCUACAACAGCGAGGGGCAGCAGACGGUGAAGUUGAAAGCGCACCGGAAGUCGUUGAACCGCCUGAUGGAGUCGAAGGACCUCCUGUUCUCCGGGUCGUCUGAUGGCACGGUGCUCUCAUGGAAAGGCCUCAAAGAAGGCUGCCAAGAGCCAGUGCAGAAGUUCGAAGGACACUCCCUGGCGGUCAGUGGCCUGGACCUUCUCGAGGUGCGUGGAUCCUCUCGGAGGUUCACCGGACACACCACAGGCGUGAGACGCAUUGAGGUCCAGUCUCCUGGUCGACUUGACCUCGUUAAGUAUUGGUUUUGUAUGACCAUCCCCAGUAAAAUAAGGUCUUUGACUUGUAGGGGUUUGUACUCGGGAAGAAUUGGCUUCGUGAAAAGAGAGAGUCUUUGUUUCGAAUAGCGAUGGCCUCCACCCUAAUUAGUAGCGAUGCCCUUUGCUCCUAGUAGCGUCCUUGUUCCUAGUAGUAAGGCCAGGAGCCCCGUUGGUAGCGUCCUUGCUCCUAUAGCAUGAACACCGAACUAUUCCAUGUGACGCCGGUGUCCACUGCUUGCCGCGUGCCACGUGCCGUCGCCUGCCGCGUGCCGUCACGUGCGGAGCCGCCCCAGGCGGGUCUCUUCACUGGCUCC
This is a messenger RNA of Durusdinium trenchii, 850 nucleotides long. NCBI's taxonomy places the organism in Eukaryota, Dinophyceae, Suessiales, Symbiodiniaceae. The record is from the annotation of a GenBank genome assembly.